CUGUCCGUCACCCGGCAACCGCUGGCACCACCCCUGACGUCACUGCAGCGCCCACCGUGCAUCCAGCCUCCUGGAAUGUUGUCAUUUCCUGUCUUCUAUUUUACGAAUGAAAGUGGGCUGGGAGUUUGAAUGCGCGUGUUGGUCAGAGGACUGGCAGAGGCCGGAAGUAGGUGAGCGGGCGCAUUUAGCGACUGCUGCGAUUGCUGAGCUUCCCGGGCCCUGAGCAGCCGGGCCUGGGAUUGUGGAACGGGACCGCAUUCGCAUGCGCAUUCAGAUGAAGAUAGUGCUCCAUGCUGUGGGUGUCUGUGAGCUCUCAAGUCACACUGCGCGCUAUCCUCCUGUAGUCUCCACAGAAGCAGUCUGCGGGGACAGUGGCCUCCUGGCACGACCCUCCUGUGGGAACAGAAGCCAAGCCUGGCUGCCAUGGAUCGCUGGGCUAUGUGCCCAGCCCUGGCUUCUGGCUGUGAGCUGGUGAGACAGACAUUUAUGCUGAUUGAUCUUCUUCACUCUCACCCUCACCUUCUCCUUCUGAGGUGUUCCCUGUGGGUGUGCAGCUUGAAUGCUUCUCUGUGUCCUGCUCUGAGCUCUGCUGUUGUGUGCUGUGAGGGGACCUCAGGGAAAUGCUGAAAUCAAGACAUGGGAUCCAUGACCCGAGUCCAAUGGUUGGCUACACAUUCCUUGAGUUUGGAGAGGCUGGGCAAGGCGCGGGCUUCCUGGUCUGGAAAGUUUGCAACAGGGCAGAGUGCAAACCCUCUCUGUGCUCCUCCAGGCAGGGACAGUGGCCUCCUGGCACAACCCUCCUGUGGGAAAGGAAGCCGAGCCUGGCCGCCAUGGAUCGCUGGGCUGUGCUCCCGGCCCUCAGUUCUUUCUGCCUGUGAGCUUCUGAGACAGGAUGCAGUGACUUUUGAUGAUGUGCAUGUGAACUUCACUUCAGAAGAGUGGAAUUUACUUGAUCCUUCCCAGAAGAAUCUGUAUAAACAUGUGAUGCUGGAGACCUACUGGAACCUCACAGUUAUAGGUUCUUAUUGGGAAGACCAUCAUAUUAAAGAACAAUGUCAAACUUCUGGAAGUCAUGAAAGGCAUGAAAGAAGUCAUAGUGAAGAGAAACCCUAUGAAUAUAAUCAAUGUGGUAAAGCCUUUGCAAGACCCAGUGAUCUCCAAAUACAUAAAAGAAAACAUACUGGAGAGAAACCUUAUGAAUGCAAUCAAUGUGGUAAAUCCUUUUCAUAUAACAGUGAUCUCCAAAGACAUAACAUAACUCAUACUAGAGAGAAACCUUAUGAAUGUAAUCAAUGUGGUAAAGCCUAUUCAUGUCCCGGUACUCUCCGAUAUCAUAAAAACAUACAUACUGGAGAGAAGAAACCUUAUGAAUGUUAUCAAUGUGGUAAAGCCUUUGCAAAACCCAGUCAACUCCAGAUUCAUAAACGAAUACAUACUGGAGAGAAGCCUUAUGAAUGUAAUCAAUGUGGUAAAGCCUACUCAUGGUAUGGUAGUCUCCAAUAUCAUAAAAAUAUACAUACUGGAGAGAAACCUUAUGAAUGUAAUCAAUGUGGUAAAACCUUUGCAAAACCCAGUCAUCUCCAGAUUCAUAAACGAAUACAUACUGGAGAGAAGCCUUAUGAAUGUAAUCAGUGUGGUAAAGCCUUUGCAAGACUGAGUCAUCUCCAGUCUCAUAAUGUAACACAUACUGGAGAGAAGCCUUAUGAAUGUAAUCAAUGUGGUAAAGCCUUUGCAUAUCUCAAAAGUCUGCAAUAUCAUAAAAGAACACAUACUGGAGAGAAGCCUUAAGAUGUUUUGGCAAAGAAUGUUGCUGGCUAUUAACUUUGUCUGAAGAAUCUCCUUGUAAUUUAGGUAAAGAGGCUUAUAUUAAUUGCGUUGACAAAGGAAGUCUCAAAAAUCCCCACUUAGACUUUGGCAUGACAGAUUUGAUUAAGCAUAGCAAACUUAAAAGAAAAAAACAGCAAAAUAUAUGGUAAAAAGAGCAUUAUCAGUUGGUUGAAAUAAGCUAAAUCCUGUGAUCAAAGAUAUUCAAUGGUCUUAAAGGAAUGCUUAUGUUGGGGACAGAUACAAUUCAGCUAAUCUUAUGGCUUUGCAACUGUAUGAUAGCUAACUAUAUCAUAUUAGGAAUUAUUUUUAUCUGGUUAUAGUUUUUAUGUGGACAUAUGAAGAUACAAGUAUAUGUCAAACUGACAAGGAAUAGAUUUUGAUUGCUAUUCUGGGUUUUCAAUAAAAAAACUAACAGGGAAAGCUUAGGUCCAGGCAUGGUAUUACAUGAUUUUUAUCCCAGAGUUUAAGAGACAAAACCCAGCUGAUCUCUGAGUUCAAGGUUAAUCUACAGAGCAAGUUCCAGGACUGCCGCUUUUAGGGAGUAAAGUUUUACAGAAAUAGUAAGCUUGUGAUAAUGUAAAAGAAGGGGCCAUGUUCCAGCCCUAGCAAGCAGCAGAUCUCAGUAGCUUUUUCCAUGUGACUCUGUCUUUAUAGGUAAGAAUAGAAAAGACUAUUGAGACUAUUGAUGCUCUCUAGCUGUUGCUAAAAAUUUAGAGGUGAUGAAGAAGAAAUCAGCAUCACUCAUGAGAAAUCUUCUCGGUAAAGUCUUCUGAGUGACAAGGAAUCUGUGUUUUAUAGAUAGCCCAGGUUAGACCUAUUUGUGCAGUUGAACUUGGUCAUGUGUAAGAAUCACCCUGGUGUUACUGGUUUUGAAUGCAUGAAGCGUUCAUGCAGAACAGGUGAGGACUGGCACCAUUGAGCAAGCAUAAGGGAUGCUGUUGGUCAAGCCUAGUUGCAGCGGAAGAACCCAGCAUCCUGAAGAUACAAGUACCAUGGGAUGAGCAGCUAGAACAGCAGGAGGGGGAGAGUGGAGACAACCAGAGCUUAGAGUAACACAGAGGACAGAGCAUGAAAAGUGACCCAAUCUCUUUGGAGAAACAGAAAAGAUGCUGUGUGGAUCCUGGACAUUGAAAGAAGCUGUAAUGUUGAAGUUAUCUUGGAGAGCCCAAGAUUUUUAGGUAUUAUAUCUUUGUGAUACCUGCUCAGGAAUGAAAUAAAACCAGUAAAAGAGAAAGAAUUGUGCUUCAGUGUGAACAAACCAGAAAGUAGUUGGGGAUCUGAAGCACACUUUGACAUCAGACAUGAAGAUGCAGAGUUUGGAGUUUGCUCACCUGGCUUUGGUCUUAUUUAGGUCCAGUAUUUCCUCAUGAUUAUCUUUAGGAAUGAAGAUGUAUAUCCUGUGAAUUUCAAGGUAUAAUAUGUGCUUUUUGUUUUUGAAAGUAUAGGGUGUUACUCUUGCAUGAUAGGAUUAAUCACAGAAGAGUCUUUGACCUUUGGACUUUUAACAUGUUUAAGACUUCUAUAAAUGGUUGUGCCUUUUGAAGUCGGAGCACAAGUGUUUUACAUCAUGCUUUGUUUAAAUGUGAUCCCCACACACUCUAGUGUUUUAAUAAUGAUAUGGGGCUAGGCAGUGGAAUGUGAGAGUUAGGAUUUAUUUGGGGGAGGGCAAGGCACUAUUAGAAGGUGUGAUUUUUUUGCAGAAAGUUUAUCACUGUUGGGGUGGGGUUUGGGGAUAUUCCAAGUGCUGAUGUAACCCUUCUAUUAGCUCCCUGGAAGAUGUCACUUCCUGAAUUUCUUUGGAUCAAGAUUCAGAACUCUUAUAUUCUCCAGUAUUUUUUGCCUGCAUGUGUAACAUGUUCCCUGCUAUGAGGAAAAUAUACUAAACUUUUGAAACUGUAAGAUGAGCCCAAUUAAAUGUUUGCUUUUACAAAAGUUGCAUUGACCAUUUCAUCUAUUCUUCGUAAUGGAAAUUCUAAUUGAGAAGUACAGUCAGUGAAUUAAGGGUGAUGAAGCAAUCUUUUUCAUCAUGUAAGAAUUAGUACUGUGGAGAAAUCUUGUGAAUGUAUUUUGUAUGGUGAAGCCUUUGCACACCUCUGUAUUCUUUGUCAUUAUGAAAUUAUGCAUGCUGGAGAGAAAUUGUAUGAAUUACAGCAACAUUUUAUGAAAUCCACUGAGGUCCAACACAACUCAAAGAUCAGGAGAAUGCAAAUGAUAAGAAAUUAUUUUACAUAAGUCAGUACUGAUAAAUGAGUGCCAGAAAAAUACACUUCAAAGCUUAUUUGAAAUAUUCCACCACUACCCACACUACACCAGAAAGUUAUAUACCUUUCACUUUGAAAACCACAAAAAGCAGUGCCAAAUUACCUCUACAUUUCCCCUCAAUCAUCAGUUUUUUGUAUUCUUAAUCUAUGUCAACUGAUACGGAAUGUAGUUUUUGUUCUAGCCUAUCAUAGCCAUGUGUUCUUUUGUGGUUAGGAUAAGACAUUAUAUUUUGAGGAAUAAAACAGUAGUAACAGAAAGUAUGGUUAUGAACAGUUAUGUUUUGGGGAACAAAACAUGAAUAACGAAAGCUGGCUAGAUAUUUUCAAGUUCUCAGGUCAGCUAUCACCCGACACUUAAUUUUAAACUUAUGAUUAAAUGGAGGUUGGUAACAAAACAGCAAUCCUUAGGACAAAUUCAUUUUACUUGUUCCCAACAUUUAUAUAUUAUAGUUAUGUUCAAGUAUAUAACAAAACACAUAUUGAUGAGAAAUCUUACAAAUGCAAUAAAUGGGAUAAAGAAUUCUAAACAAAUUCAUGAGUGAAUAUAUAAAAGAACUCAUCCUGUAGAGAAAUGCUGUUAAUACGCAAUGUGUUAAAGCCUCUGCAUGUAACUGUAACUCUUCAAAAAAGACUUUGAAAAAGUCAUGAGAAAAAGUCACAAUUCAGACAAACCCCAUACACAUAGAUGAUGCAUUAAUGUUUUGCACCUUCUGGUAUCUUUAUACAAGAGUAAACUUUUUAGUAUGCAAUCAAUCUACUAAAGCCUUUACACAUUACAGUAGUCUUUGUAGUCUUUCAAUAAAAUCAAAAGUAAUCUGUGACUACACAGAAUUUGGGACAAUUGAACAAACACACUUACAUUGUUUUACUCAAGAUUAUUUAAAAAAACUGUGAUGAUUGUCAAGAAUCAACUCACACUUUAUGGUGUCUCUCGAUUUUAUUUGCACUUGUAAACAUGUAUCGACAAAAAACACAUGAAGGUAGCAGUAAGGAACCUUUUCUGCAUUUCAAAUUCUCUUAAGUUACAUGAAAGAACAAUCACAGGUAUAAAAAUUUAUUGUGUGUACUUGUGGCGAUCCACACCAUUCGCCAUUACAAGAUGGCGCCGAGGAGUGUGGUAAACAUCUCAUUUUGGCCUUUGUCCCAGCACAAGUCUGCCCGGCAACAGCAAGCAGCCUAUCCCAACCCGACUAGCUUAUCUACAAGGGAAAGUCCCUGUCCUGCCUAUAUAUGCCGCUCCCUUUCCUUCUCCCUCACCUCUCAUCUUCAAUUCUCCAUUAACCAAUCGGUACUCCAAUAAAGUGUGA
Messenger RNA from Apodemus sylvaticus (European woodmouse), 5395 nucleotides. Its product is annotated as zinc finger protein 120-like. The transcript is spliced from 8 exons. NCBI's taxonomy places the organism in Eukaryota, Metazoa, Chordata, Mammalia, Rodentia, Muridae. Gene Ontology annotation, biological process: regulation of transcription by RNA polymerase II. Gene Ontology annotation, cellular component: nucleus. The record is from RefSeq and is a predicted model, not a curated record. Gene Ontology annotation, molecular function: DNA-binding transcription factor activity, RNA polymerase II-specific; RNA polymerase II transcription regulatory region sequence-specific DNA binding. Bases 637 to 1788 code for a protein of 383 amino acids.